AUACUCCAUGAUACAUUCUCGUUGCUCAACUAGUACUGAUGAGCCCGUCGAUCUUCCGGAGUUUUCACUCUCUCCGCCUGCGCUCUCCGCAGAACCAAGUACAUCUAGUCCAUCCAAAAAGUCAAUCGGGUCUCGUGUGGAAAGGCCAACCGAGUGUUUAGUAUGUGGAAGAUCUGCGCACGGAUAUCAUUAUAAUGUGGCCUCGUGUAACGGGUGCAAAACAUUUUUCCGGAGGAUGUGCUUGUCGGGAAGGAGUUUUAGCUGUAAAUUGGAUCGAGAUUGUUUCGAUUUGACGAAGAGAAAAACUCCCGCAAAAUGUCGAGCAUGCCGGCUUCAAAGGUGUCUAUCAGUUGGAAUGGAUCCUGGAGCAAUGGAAGUUGACGAAAAAGCAGCUUCAUCUUCAACCUACAAAUCUCUGCUAAAACGCUCGAAAGUGAAAGAGGAAGACCAAGAUGAUUGCCAAAUAAUUGCUCUAGUAUCAAAUAAUUCAAAGAAACCGUGGGAAUUAGUUAAAUCCUUGGAGAACAAGCUGCAAAACACAAUCGAUAUGCUAGUGUACUUGGAGUCGAAAGUCGAGAAAUUUCGAAAAUCCUCUUAUAAUCCGGACUGGAACGAAAUGGACGGUCUGGAAUUUUUACUAAAGACUGAGAGCCGGAUAGGGUUUGCUGAUCGAUAUGGGCCAAUGAAAGAAUGCCCUAUCAGAAGUGAUCAGAAGAAACUUCCUCCUCCACCUCAUCCCUCAUCAGCAAAGUUCGGAGGACCAAAGCAUAACCCUGACAGAAAACAAUGGAUGUACUUCAACUUGUUCACCACCGUAGAGUACGCGAAGACGUUCAUGUUUUUCCAUAGGCUCGACUCCAGAGACAAAUUUAUUCUGACAAAGCAUAUCACAUUGUCUUGUAUGAAUCUGCAUCUCUCCUACAUCUCGGUCGCCAGGAAAUCAGAAGUUUUGACGAAUCCCGACGGAACAAGCUUUCCUUCCAGAACCCAAGCCCACUACACUUCAAAAACAAUGUCGGUCGCUCCUCUAAUUCGGUAUCAAAUUCAGUACAUCGAGUACACGCUUCUCAAAGCAAUUUGCUUAUGUAAUCCAGCCGUUCCCGAUCUCUCUCACCACGCUCAGGAAAUACUUUCAAAAGAACGGGAAAAAUAUGCGGACGCUUUAUUCGACUAUUGCCUCCGAACUCGAAAUGAUGGGCCAUCACACUUUGCUCAGCUGAUGCAGAUUUUCGAUGUUCUGGAGCGCCAACAGAAGCUUCAAAAAGAUCUCCAUUUGCUUUAUAUUCUGCCAACUUUGGCUCAUGCUCCAAAGUGUCUUGUUAUCCGUGUCAUUGAGGAUAUUAUGGAAUCGUGAUUUUUAUUUUACUUACUAUUAGUGCGGAGUUUACGAAUUACCGUAUUCACUUUGAAAAUAAAUUUUGAAAAUUU
Messenger RNA from Caenorhabditis elegans, 1428 nucleotides. It is a transcript of the gene nhr-116, whose product is annotated as Nuclear receptor. Gene Ontology annotation, biological process: DNA-templated transcription; intracellular receptor signaling pathway; regulation of DNA-templated transcription. The transcript has 7 exons. Gene Ontology annotation, molecular function: sequence-specific DNA binding; RNA polymerase II cis-regulatory region sequence-specific DNA binding; DNA-binding transcription factor activity. Lineage: Eukaryota; Metazoa; Nematoda; Chromadorea; Rhabditida; Rhabditidae. Gene Ontology annotation, cellular component: nucleus. Bases 8 to 1354 code for a protein of 448 amino acids. The record is from RefSeq and is marked reviewed.